Amoebophrya sp. A120 is the source of this 269-nucleotide messenger RNA. The record is from the annotation of a GenBank genome assembly. Lineage: Eukaryota; Dinophyceae; Syndiniales; Amoebophryaceae.
GUUACUCCGUUUCUCACGGAUCAAGAAAUAUAAAAUGUUUCGUCUUGCUCUCAUCUUCACUGCCCUUUUUGGAGCUUUUGUCUCCGCCCAGCGUGAGAGCGACCUGUCUGACAUUUCCGCAGCCGCCAAGGCGUACAAAUCGGCGGGGCUAGCUUAUCAGGCUGCUGCAGCAUCCACAGGAGCCGCGUCGGCGGCUGCCACGGGAGGAUCUGUCGUCGACUACACAACCGGCCAAUCCGUCUCUUUUCUGCGCAAAGGAGCAAUGCUAC